AUGCAGCUCAAAGCGAAGACAUGGUUUUUCGUUCUGAAAGACUCCUUUAUGGCCCAUAGUAGAGUCUUGACAGUAGCGGCAGUCACAAAUAAAAAUAUCGAGAUGGCUGCGCUCAAUGCUCACAACUAUUACAGAACAAUUCUUGCAAAUGGAACAGUUUCCACAAGUAUUGAUCAAUUGCCGAAAGCCAAUUACAUGAUAAAAUUGAAAUGGGACGACAGUUUAGCGAAGAAAGCAGAUGGAUUUGGUUGUAAUGACUCCGUAAACGCGACUGUAAAAUAUCCUGCUGGAAAAUCAAACAUUGCUUGGAUAGAAGGGGAUAGAGCCAAGCUCGGGGAAGAAUAUCGUGCAGUUGCUGCCGCUGUCCACGAGUGGUGGAACCCAGUGUAUACAUCAACUCUCUCCGGUCGUAACCUCAGAGUUACUAAAAAACUUUAUAAAGAACUUCCAAAGUUUGUAAAGAUCGCGUUUGCAUACAACGAGAAGGUUGGCUGUGCAGUUAAUUCAUGUGAUGAUAAGGCACUUGUCAGAUGCAUCUACGAUUAUGUGCCGACUGUAAAGACUAUGCCGCUUUAUGUGAAGGGUAAAGUAUGCGAGUUGUGCACGGAAACUGGAGAACGUUGUGAGGCGUCACUUUGUGUAGUUGAAGAUGAAGAAGAAGAAGAAGAAGAAGACUAG
Molecule: messenger RNA, 678 nt
Organism: Strongylus vulgaris
Lineage: Eukaryota; Metazoa; Nematoda; Chromadorea; Rhabditida; Strongylidae
Source: the annotation of a GenBank genome assembly